Molecule: messenger RNA, 8902 nt
Organism: Pelobates fuscus (common spadefoot toad)
Lineage: Eukaryota; Metazoa; Chordata; Amphibia; Anura; Pelobatidae
Gene: CENPF
Product: centromere protein F
Exons: 21
Coding region: 138-8879 (2913 amino acids)
Biological process (GO): regulation of G2/M transition of mitotic cell cycle; mitotic cell cycle; metaphase chromosome alignment
Cellular component (GO): chromosome, centromeric region; spindle pole; nucleus
Molecular function (GO): dynein complex binding; microtubule binding; protein homodimerization activity
Source: RefSeq, a predicted model, not a curated record
UGGACGCUGGGUGUUUGUGGCUGUGUGUUGUGUUCGGCGCGGAGUUCGAAUCAGUGAUGAAGAUAAGCCGUAAAUAAAACGGGUGAGCUGAGUCCGGCACCAGUAUCAAUUGAAGUAGCCCAGGAAAGUAAGGUACAAUGAGUUGGGUUGUUGAGGAAUGGAAGGAAGGGCUUCCUACAAAGAGCCUGCAGAAAAUCCAGGAGCUGGAAAGUCAGUUGGAUAAACUAAAGAAGGAACGACAACAAAAGCAGUUUCAGCUUGAGUCUCUAGAGGCUGCAUUUCAAAAGCAAAAACAAAAGGUUGAAAGUGAAAAAGGUGAAGUAACAGCACUGAAGAGAGAGAAUCAAAGCUUGAUCGAAUUAUGUGAUAACCAGGAAAAAGCAAAGCAGAAGCUCCUCCAUGAUCAUCAAGUUAAAGAGACCCAGGUCAACUUUCUAGACGGGCAGCUGGCUUCAAGCAAGAAACAAAUUGAGAAGUUGGAACAAGAACUGAAAAGAUAUAAAAAUGACUUGGAAAAAAGCCAGCAAUCAUUUACUGCUGGGGACAUGUCCCUGUGUGUCACACCCCAGAAAACCUCAUUUAUUUCUUGUACACCUGAUAAAUACAAUGACUCCAAAUACGAGGAUUUGCAAGAAAAAUACAAUAAAGAAGUUGAAGAGAGAAAAAGACUAGAAACAGAACUAAGAGUGCUCCAAUUAAAAAGCGCAAAUCAGACCCCGCAGUCCUCUUCCCACAGUACCAUGAACCACAGAGAUAUUGCUCGUCACCAGGCGUCAUCGUCUGUAUUUUCGUGGCAACAAGACAGAACACCAAGUCGCUCUUCAUCUAUUACUCAGGACACUUCUCUUAAGAGAGGUUUUGCAGCAACCCAUUUUCCAUGGGAACAAGAGGAGGUGCCAAGCAAAAAAGGCUACAAAUUGGACAAUUUGUCCAAAAGUACAUCCGAUUCCUACAAUGAUACAGUCAAUGAACAACUUAGAGUCCAGAAUCAAGAGCUCAAAUCCAAAAUAAAUGAGAUGGAGACUAGAUUACAAAUUCAGGAAAAGGAGAUAAAAAAUCAGGUUUCAAGGUGCCAAGAAACUCAGAUUAUUUUAGACAAAACCAAGAUGGAUCUUGCAGAGAAGGACCAAACCCUAACAAAAAGCAAAGAUGAUCUGGCCAGAGUGAAGAUACAGCUGGAACAAGCUACAGAUAAGGGCAUGCUGGCUGAACAAAAACUGAAGAAGGUUUCAGAAGAACUUGGCUGUCAAAGGCAGAACGCUGAAAGUUCUCGAAUCACUGUGGAGCAGAAAUUAAAAGAUAGAGAGAAGGAACACCAACAGGACCUUGUGCGUCAACAAAAUUCCCUUCAAAGUAUGGAACAACAGCUGAACCAGUUGAAAACAAAACUGAGCCAGGAGUCCCAGCAAGCUAAAAAUCAGUUUAAUUCAAUGCAGGCAGAACUCGACAAAGUGAAUCAUUUGAAAAGAAGUCUGGAAGUGGAAAUAGAGGAACUAAAGCAGAAACUCAGCAGAUCUGAGCAAGCAUUACAUACCUGCCAGAAAAAUGAAAGUGAUUUUAAGAAAAACAUUGAGGAAGCAAAGUCUGAACAAAAUGCCAUCAAAUGUCAGUUUGACCAGAAAUGCAGAGAAUAUCUAAAACUAGAGGAGGACCUCAGAACAGCCAAUCAAACUUUAAGACAAAAUCAGACAUUUGUAGAGGAAUUACAAAAUAAAAAUGUUAUCAUAGAAGCAGAAUUGAAAUCUGUCCAUGAAAAAUUGCAAGAUCAAGGUUCGGUUAGUCUUCAGAGCACAAAAUGCACUAUUUUGAAUCUGGAAAAAGAGAGAGAUUUCGCCCAAGAAUUGUUAAAGAAGAGAGAUCAAGAUAUUGAAGAGAUGAAGGUUACUCUAGAAAACUUGGCAAAAGAAUCUACAACUCUGAAAUAUGUAACCGACUGUAAAGAAAAGGAAUGCAAAGACUUGCUCAAUGCAAAUAAUUUACUUUCUAAUUGGAAAAACGAGCAAGAAAAAAUAGCUAAUCAACAAUCCAGAGAAAAGGAAGGUAUGUUGAGUAAGAUUAGCGAAGUGAAAGGUGUGGUUCAGACACAUUUAGAUAAAAUACACUCACUGGAAAAUGACAAAACAAAUUUAAACAUUCAGAUUAAAACUUUACAAGAGCUUGUGAAUACCAAAAUGGCUGAUCUUGAGACGCAGAAAGCUGCGUACAAUGAUAUUCGCCAAAAACAGGAAGUGGAAAGUCAGAAAUUAAGGAAUGAAACCGAAAAAUUAGUUCAAGAAAUAACUGAACUUAAGGGGCAAAUUGAAGAACAUAAAUCACAUCCUUGCCAGGACCAAAUGUCUUUAUUAGAGAACAUGUUACAGAAUGAAAAGCUGCAGAACGCUGAAUUGCGCCGACAGCAUGAUGAACUGCUAAAAACUCAAGUGGGCACUAAAAUUAGUCUGGUGGAAUUCGAAGACACGCAUGAACGAUUUGUAGCAGAGUCUAGAAGCCAAGUACAAAGCUUACAAAAUGAAAUUUCAUCUAAACAAAUUGAUAUUGAAUCACUGGCUUCUACUAUUAAGGAGAAAGAUGAAACCAUUAACAGCUUAUCAGAGAAAUUAAGACUUAAGGACACUGACAGGCUUUCUGCAUGUCAAACUAUUAAGGAGCUCAAUGAUGAACUGCAAGCAGUAAAUCAGGUUUCUGAGUCAUGGUCGAUCGAAAGGGAAACACUAACUGCGUUAAUUAGCUGUAAUCAAAAAGACAUUGAACGGCUGACUGCGGAAAAUAAAAGAAUCAAUGAACUUGACGAUGGAGCCCUGAAUUGUAAUAAAAAACUAUUACUGAAAAUAAACUCUGACAUGACUCAAGAAGUAGAUGUGGAACAUGUUUCUGAAGAAGCAAAAACUAUGCUCAAUAGACGCUUCACUAAGCACACAAAAGAACACAAAACUCUAAAAGUGGAACUCUCAGAGAUGAAAGAGAAAUACUGCAAAUUACAAAUCGCAAAUGAAGAACUAACCACGCUAGUCUGUGAUCUGCAAAGCAAAGAAUUAUCUCGAAACAAAAUCUUAGAAGAAUUCCGAGAGAGCCUAGAAGAAAAGGAAAAAUUAUCAAUUAAAUUGCCAAUUGACACGGAAAAGACAAAUGGUUCAGCAGGUCAUGAUGAUGGUGAUGUGGAUAUGACUGAAGGUGUGAACAUUGAAUCCGUGAAAGCUCUGAUAUUCAACAGCAAAGACAUGGAUCUUUGUAAUACUCAAGCUGAGCUUCAUGAAGAAACCUUAUGUUCUGAAGUUAAGACUAUUUUAUUAAAUUCUGAAAACAUUUAUCAACCAACCACCACAACUCUUGAAAUGGAAAAUGAUGUCCCAUUGAAAAAAUCAAAGAGGUUAAGUUUAAAUGACACUACAACUGAUCUGUGUGAUAUGGUGAUGCAAAAGUUUGAUUUGCCGGGCCAAAGUGAGUGUAUCACUGAUCAGCAAAGUGCUCCUGCUUCAGAAAUAACAUUCUUUAUUGACCACAGCAAAUGUGAUGGGUACAGGCCCAGGAAAUCUGUUUCUGAUGAACUGUUUGACCUAACCUUCAACAGAUCGUUUGAAGAGCAACUGUGUUCUCUUGCCAGUGUGAAUAGCAAUGAUGAAGAUGGUGUAAAACAAUUACUUGCCAUUUACCAAGCGGAGGUAAAUGACUUGAAGAAACAGUAUGGUUCAGAAAUUGCAGCACUGCAACAAACAUUAAAAGACCAAGCUAAUGAAAUGGAAAAUAAAUUGUCAGAAGAGAAGAAACAGAAGGAGCAUCUAUCACUUGAACUUGAAGCUGCAAGGCUGGAGCUGCAAGUCCUUGACUUGAGCGCACGUUCGCUUCUGUCUUUUGAUGUUGAUGAUUUAACAAAAACAUUUGACGCCACCAAUCAGAGCAUAUGCACCGUUUUACCUAUAGGAGGUUUAUCCUUAAAUACUACUAGUUUGCAAACAAGCGAAAUUCCUGGAGAAUCCAAUCAUACUCUACAUUCCAAACACACAGAGGAUGUAAAACUUGCAUCUUUCAGUUUGGAGAAAUCACCUGAAAAUCCUGGAAUUGAGAGUCCAAAAUGUUCCCCUAACUCUUCAACUACUAAGAUCUUGGAGGCUUCCCCAGAUAUUCUGAAAGUUCAAACCGUUAUAGAAAAUCUUAGGCUUCAAGCUCAGCAAUUUUCUAAUGAGAACCUAAAGCUCCUGCAACGAGCAGAGGAUGGGGAGCAAAAGAUUGAGACAUUGGUUGCUGAACUGAAAGACCUAACUGCAAAGAUUGACGGGCAGAAAUCAGAAUGUGUUGGAAGUGAGGCAACAAGCUUAGAACUUCAGAAUUAUGUGAAGGAACUUGAAGAGGAGAGAGCAUGUUUGUUUGAAAAACUCGAAUUACUUUCUUCUGAGAAACAGCAGUUAACUGUAAGAGUUGAAAACUUGGAAAAAGACGUCAAUAACACGUCUAAUACAGUAGAGAAGCUCAAAAUUCAGUUGUCAGACUUGUCCGUCAUACGUAAAGGUUUGGAAAUGUCGAGUGAGGAAUGGAAAGAAAAAUAUCUUCAAACAGAAAAUGAGCUAAGAAGGACUAAAUCUGAAAGGGCAAACAUUGAGAAUCAUGCAUUAUCUCUCGAAGCUGACCUAGAUACCCUACAAGCAAAAAGCCAACACUUACAUGAUGAAAAUGCAGAAAAUAUAAGGCGUCUUUCCUCUUUACAAGAAAGUCUUGAUGUUGCUCUGGAAGAGAAAAAUAAAAUAUUUCAGGAACUGAAUAGUGUCAAUGAAGAAAAAGAGGAAUAUUUAGUUCUCUACCAUCAGUUGCAGAGAAAGGAAGAUGAGUUUGUGGCAAAUAAGGCAAAUUCCAGAGAACUUAUAAAGAUACUAGAAGAUGAAAUGCGAGCGUUAAAAGUGGAACUUCAAACUACAAAAUCCAUCACUGAACAGUUGUCUAGAGAAAGAGAUGAGCUAAUUAGUCUACAAGAAACUGAAAAGGUUAAAAAUUCAAACAUUGAAGAGCUACAAAAUCGGACACGGCAAAUACAAGAUGAGAAGGAACUUCUGGUGAAAGAAAUUGAAGCGAUACAGUCUCAGGUGAGAGAGUUGCUAAAAGAAAAGGGAGAUAUAUAUUCAGCUUUGGAAUGCUGCCUGCUUGAGAAACAAGAAUUAGCCACCAGACUGAACUCUGCCAAUGAAGAAACUGCUCUGUUGCAUAAGAGUAUUGAGGAACUUAAAAUUUGUAUUGACUCUAAUGAAAAGGAAAAAAGUCAUGUGGUUGAAAAACUGGAAAACGAAAUGCAUGCUUGGAAACUGGAGCUUCAGAAUGCAAAAUCCAUCAUAGAACAGUUGUCUACGGAAAGAGAUGGAUUAAUUAGCCUUCAAGAGGCCGAGAAAGGGAAACAUUCUCAACUUGAAGAGCUACAAAACCAACUAGACCAAAUUCAACAGGAAAAGGCACAUCUAUCGAAACAAUUAGAAGAAAUACAAGCUCAAAUUCAUGCAGCACUAAAUGAAAAAGAUAAAAUAUCUAGAAGUCUGGAAAGCUGCCGGCUCGAGAAACAAGAAAUGGCCAACAGACUGAAUAUUGCCCAAGAGGAAGCUGGACUAUUGCAUGCUGGUAUUGAGAAACUUAAAAUUCGUAUUGAAUCUGAUGAAAAGAGAAAAUGUCAUAUGAUUGAAAAACUAAAAGAGAGUGAACGAAAUACAGAUCAUCUUAAAGAUAAAAUUGAAAAUCUAGAGCGAGAGUUGACCAUGUCAGAAGAGAAUUUUGAAGACGCAAUUCUUCAGACCGAGGCCAUCAAAGAGGAGAUGGAAACGCUCAAGGCACAUAAAGAUGCAUUGGAGAAAGACACAAAUAAUUUUAGGAGGAAGGUGGUGGACCUAGAAAAAGUAGUUAUGGAGAGUCAUGAGAAGAUUGUAGAACUGGAAAAAAGGGAAAUGGAACAGAAUGAUUUUAAAGAGGUAUCGGAGAAAGCCUUCCUGGAGUUUGAGAAACAGUUGAAUGAGUUGCGUGAACAAAAAAUGCUAUCAGAUGAGAGAUACCAAACAGAGUCUGAUAAACAAGCUGAAAUGCUUUCUCUUAUGGAGCAAAGUAAAACAGACUUAUUGCAUCAGUUAGAAAGGGCGCAAUUGAACAACCACAACCUGGAAAUCUCUGUUGAAAAACUUACCUCAGAGCUUGAGGAAUGCAAACAAAAAUUGGAUGAGAAGACCCAACAGCUUCUUAUUCUUGAAGAAAAACUGGUAAAUGCAGGGCAGUUGAAAAAUCAGUAUUCAUCAGAACUUUUACGCUUUGAAGUUGAGUCAGAAAAUUUGAGUAAUGAGAAAAAGGCUCUUCAGACAGUGAUAGAACAGUUGGAAACAAAGAUUCAGGCCAUGACGGCAUCCAUUGGAACCCUUGAACAGGCAAUAGUGACUUCAAAAACACUAUGCGAAGAUUUAAAAAUGCAGCUGGAAAAAUCUACGUGUGAAAACCAAGAUCUUUUCCAAAAGGUAAACGAGCUAUCAAAAACCUGCAGUGAUUUAUCUGAUGAAAAGAGAAAAUGUCAUAUGAUUGAAAAACUAAAAGAGAGUGAACGAAAUACAGAUCAUCUUAAAGAUAAAAUUGAAAAUCUAGAGCGAGAGUUGACCAUGUCAGAAGAGAAUUUUGAAGACGCAAUUCUUCAGACCGAGGCCAUCAAAGAGGAGAUGGAAACGCUCAAGGCACAUAAAGAUGCAUUGGAGAAGGACACAAAUAAUUUUAGGAGGAAGGUGGUGGACCUAGAAAAAGUAGUUAUGGAGAGUCAUGAGAAGAUUGUAGAACUGGAAAAAAGGGAAAUGGAACAGAAUGAUUUUAAAGAGGUAUCGGAGAAAGCCUUCCUGGAGUUUGAGAAACAGUUGAAUGAGUUGCGUGAACAAAAAAUGCUAUCAGAUGAGAGAUACCAAACAGAGUCUGAUAAACAAGCUGAAAUGCUUUCUCUUAUGGAGCAAAGUAAAACAGACUUAUUGCAUCAGUUAGAAAGGGCGCAAUUGAACAACCAAAAUCUGGAAAUCUCUGUUGAAAAACUUACCUCAGAGCUUGAGGAAUGCAAACAAAAAUUGGAUGAGAAGACCCAACAGCUUCUUAUUCUUGAAGAAAAACUGGUAAAUGCAGGGCAGUUGAAAAAUCAGUAUUCAUCAGAACUUUUACGCUUUGAAGUUGAGUCAGAAAAUUUGAGUAAUGAGAAAAAGGCUCUUCAGACAGUGAUAGAACAGUUGGAAACAAAGAUUCAGGCCAUGACGGCAUCCAUUGGAACCCUUGAACAGGCAAUAGUGACUUCAAAAACACUAUGCGAAGAUUUAAAAAUGCAGCUGGAAAAAUCUACGUGUGAAAACCAAGAUCUUUUCCAAAAGGUAAACGAGCUAUCAAAAACCUGCAGUGAUUUACAGCUCAAACUGCAUGAUGCUGAUCAUCGUGUCAAAACAUUUCAAGAGGCGGACUCAGUGGAAAGGAAGGCCCUUGAUGAGCAUAUCGAGAAACUUCGGAGACAAAAUGAAGAAAGCAAUACAUUUCUAAUAUCUGCAACAUCUCAAAGAGCCGAAUUAGAAGAGACUAUUACUAACCUUCAGAAAGAAUUAGAUGCACAGACCAAGAAAACUGCGCAAGAUAUUUCAGAAUUUGAGAACCGUCUCCUUCAAGCAGAUUCGAAACAAGCUUUGCUUAAUGAAAUGAUGGAACAGCACACAUGUGAAAUUCAGAGUUACAAAGAGAAAAUGACUGUAGCUGAAGCACAUCUUAAUGCAUACAAACAUGAAAUCGACCACUUAAAAGCAAACCGUGAAGAACUGAAACAGUCCCUGAGCGAUUCUCUGCAGCAAAAUCUGGAGUUAAACCAACUGAAGGCGGAUGUUACCGCAAUGAAGAAGGAAAAUGCCAUUACCUGCCGUAAUCUUGACCAGUGGAUGAAAUCGUGCAAACAGUUGGAACAGGAAAAGGGACAGCUGGAAGAACAGAUCAGACAACAAGAAGUGGAUUUGAAAAGCUUACAAGAAAAACAAAGUGCAGAAAUGGACUCUAGUUCCAAUGACUUAUUGUCAGAGCUAGAGGAAUUAAAACAAUCUUUGGAAGAAAAGACUGCGGAGGCGGAUGAGAGCGUUGAAAAAUAUUGUACUUUAAUUAUUGAAGCCCAUACUCUGGAGAAGGCCAAUGAAACACUGAGAAAACAAGUGGAUUUGUUAACAUCAAGGCUACAACAACUUGAAGCCAGCAAAGAAGUCCAAUCUUCACCCCAGAAAGCAAACAGCCUAUUGAAGAAGUGUAAUAGCAAAGGCAGAAAGGACAGAAGGUCUACGCAGGGCACCGCAAAGAAAUCCACUAAAAGACAAAGAGCUCAAGAGUGUGCAGAGGAUGUCGAGGGGCAGAAAUACACAACGCCUACAACUCCACGCUAUACUAAACGGAUUAAGAACAGUGCAAGCAGUACGGUUUCUACACCACAGUCAACUGACGAUGCAUGCUUUGAGCCAGAUGGACUUCCAGAGGUUAUUAAAAAGGGAUUUGCUGAUAUCCCAUCAGGAAAACGAAGUCCUUAUGUUCUCAGUAGAACAGCUCUUCCCAGAAGGAAAAGCCCACGUCUUGCUGGCCAAAAACAAUCUCCAUCAAUACUCUCAACACCCAGUGAUGACCUUGAGAACCUCCAGAACUUCCCUAAUGUAACAGAAGGUGGCAGCAAAGCACAGAUGUUGAGCAAAGUGGAGUUAAUGCAGCUGGAGGCAGCAGUAGGAUCUAUGGAACUCUCAUCUCCACUAUCAUCUUACAACAAGCUGAAAGGUCCCGUGUAUGAAAGUCCAAACGUUUGUGAAAAAGAAGCGGGCAACACAAUAAGGAACGUCAAAACUUUACACGAACAAUCUGAAAGUGAAGAAACGUGUCAUGUACAAUAAUGUACUUUGUAUUAUUAUUCUAU